This is a messenger RNA of Penicillium malachiteum, 2598 nucleotides long. Its product is annotated as ribonucleotide-diphosphate reductase subunit RNR1. Gene Ontology annotation, molecular function: ATP binding; ribonucleoside-diphosphate reductase activity, thioredoxin disulfide as acceptor. The record is from RefSeq and is a predicted model, not a curated record. The transcript has 3 exons. Bases 1 to 2598 code for a protein of 865 amino acids. Gene Ontology annotation, cellular component: ribonucleoside-diphosphate reductase complex. Gene Ontology annotation, biological process: deoxyribonucleotide biosynthetic process; DNA replication. NCBI's taxonomy places the organism in Eukaryota, Fungi, Ascomycota, Eurotiomycetes, Eurotiales, Aspergillaceae.
AUGUUUGUCUACAAGAGAGAUGGACGUAAGGAACGCGUGCAGUUUGACAAGAUCACUGCUCGUGUUUCUCGACUGUGUUACGGCCUUGACCCCGAUCACGUUGACGCUGCUGCCAUCACCCAAAAAGUUAUCUCUGGUGUCUACCAGGGUGUGAAUACUAUCGAGCUGGAUAACUUGGCCGCUGAGACUGCCGCAUACAUGACCGUGACACACCCCGAUUACGCCAUCCUGGCGGCUCGUAUCGCCGUCUCCAACCUACACAAGCAGACCAAGAAACAAUUCUCCAUGGUCAUCCAAGACCUGUACCACUAUGUCAACCCUAAGAACAACAAGCCAGCCCCUAUGAUCUCUCAACACAUUUUUGAGAUUGUCAACAAGCACGCCGAUGAGCUCAACUCAGCUAUUGUCUAUGACCGUGACUUUAACUACAACUACUUUGGCUUCAAGACCCUCGAACGUUCAUACUUGCUCCGUAUCAAUGGCAAGGUUGCUGAGCGUCCCCAGCACCUGUUGAUGCGUGUCGCUGUCGGUAUCCACGGUGAGGAUAUUGAGAAGGCCAUCGAGACCUACCACUUGAUGUCUCAGAAGUACUUUACCCACGCCUCCCCAACUCUGUUCAACGCCGGUACUCCUUCUCCCCAGCUGGCUUCUUGCUUCUUGGUUGAUAUCAAGGAGGACAGCAUUGAGGGUAUCUACGAUACAUUGAAGACCUGUGCCAUGAUCUCCAAGACUGCUGGUGGUAUCGGAUUGAACGUCCACCGCAUUCGUGCUACCAACUCCUACAUUGGCGGUACCAACGGCUCCUCCAACGGUAUCGUUCCUAUGCUGCGUGUGUACAACAACACUGCUCGCUACGUCGACCAAGGUGGUAACAAGCGUCCUGGUGCCUUUGCUAUCUACCUGGAGCCCUGGCACGCCGAUGUCUUUGAGUUCCUGGAUCUGCGUAAGAACCACGGUAAGGAGGAAGUCCGUGCUCGCGACCUGUUCUAUGCCCUGUGGACCCCCGAUCUGUUCAUGAAGCGUGUUGAGGCCAACGGCGAAUGGACCCUGUUCUGCCCUAACGAGGCCCCCGGUCUUGCUGAUGUUUACGGUGAUGAGUUUGAUGCUCUCUACGAGAAGUACGAGAAGGAGGGCCGUGGUCGUACCACCAUCAAGGCUCAGAAGCUGUGGUAUGCCAUUCUUGAGGCUCAGACCGAGACUGGUAACCCCUUCAUGCUGUACAAGGAUGCUUGCAACAAGAAGAGCAACCAGAAGAACCUGGGUACCAUCCGCAGCUCCAACCUGUGCACUGAGAUUGUCGAGUACAGCGCCCCCGAUGAGGUUGCGGUGUGCAACUUGGCCUCUCUCGCGUUGCCCACUUAUGUUGACGCUGCUCGUGGCGAGUAUGACUUUGGCAAGCUGCACGAGGUCGUCCAGGUUCUGGUUCGCAACCUGAACAAGAUUAUCGACAUCAACUACUACCCCGUUCCCGAGGCCAAGAAGAGCAACUUCCGUCACCGUCCCAUUGCUCUGGGUGUCAACGGUCUGGCUGAUGCUUUCCUUGCUCUGCGUCUGCCCUUCGACUCCCCUGAGGCCAAGCAGCUGAACAUCCAGAUCUUCGAGACCAUCUACCACGGUGCUUUGACUGCCUCCUCCGAGCUGGCUGCCAAGCUUGGUCCUUACGAGACCUACGAGGGCUCUCCUGUCUCCCAGGGUAUUCUGCAGUACGACAUGUGGGACCGCACCCCUACUGACCUCUGGGACUGGGCCUCCUUGAAGGCCAAGAUUGCCGAGACCGGUGUGCGCAACAGUCUGCUGGUUGCUCCCAUGCCUACUGCUAGUACCAGCCAGAUUCUGGGUUUCAAUGAGUGCUUCGAGCCAUACACCUCCAACAUCUACUCCCGCCGUGUCCUGGCUGGUGAGUUCCAGGUUGUCAACCCAUGGCUCCUGAAGGACCUUGUCGACCUUGGCCUGUGGUCCGACAACAUGAAGAACCGUAUCAUUGCCGAUGGUGGUUCCGUUCAGAACAUCCCCAACAUCCCCGCCGACAUCAAGGCUCUCUACAAGACUGUUUGGGAGAUCUCCCAGCGUAACAUCUUGCAGAUGGCUGCUGACCGUGGUGCCUUCAUUGACCAGUCCCAGUCUCUGAACAUCCACAUGAAGGAGCCUACCAUGGGUAAGAUCACCAGCAUGCACUUUGCUGGUUGGAAAAUGGGUCUCAAGACCGGCAUGUACUACCUGCGUACCAUGGCUGCUUCUGCUCCUAUUCAGUUCACUGUCGAUCAGGAGGCUCUCAAGGUUGAGGACACUAAUGUUGCCCGUGCCAACCCCUCCUACAAGAAGCGCCCUGUUGGUACUACCUCCUCUUCUUACUCUGCAGUGCCCCGUGCCAAUGAGUCUGAGGCUGCUACCCCCGCUGUGUCUAAGGCUCCUAUCCAAGAGAGUCCCCGCACUGUUGUUGAGCCCCUUAUUGCUGCCCCAGCCUCCGAGGCCGCUGUUGACUCCAAGAGUGAGGAGGCUACUGCUGAUGCUGAGGACAGAACUGGUGACAUCUUCUCUGAUGCCGUGUUGCAGUGUAGCAUUGAGAACAAGGAGGCCUGCCUGAUGUGCCAGGGCUAA